Messenger RNA from Sphaeroforma arctica JP610, 201 nucleotides. RefSeq lists its product as hypothetical. NCBI's taxonomy places the organism in Eukaryota, Ichthyosporea, Ichthyophonida. Gene Ontology annotation, biological process: protein deubiquitination; regulation of proteasomal protein catabolic process; proteasome-mediated ubiquitin-dependent protein catabolic process. The record is from RefSeq and is a predicted model, not a curated record. Gene Ontology annotation, molecular function: protein binding; proteasome binding; cysteine-type deubiquitinase activity. The transcript is spliced from 3 exons. The annotation marks the transcript as partial.
AUGACGGCCACUACGCUACAGGUGACAGUUAAAUGGACUAAGCACAAAUAUGAAGUUGAGCUGAACACAAAUGAGACACCGUUGGUGUUCAAAGUUCAGCUCUUCGCCUUGACUGGUGUUGAACCUGAGCGUCAGAAGGUUAUGCUCGCGGGUAAGAAACUAGAGGACGAUGACGAUUGGACCAAGUUCCGUCUGAAGAAU